Molecule: messenger RNA, 2412 nt
Organism: Tachyglossus aculeatus (Australian echidna)
Lineage: Eukaryota; Metazoa; Chordata; Mammalia; Monotremata; Tachyglossidae
Gene: CLBA1
Product: clathrin binding box of aftiphilin containing 1
Exons: 6
Coding region: 237-1268 (343 amino acids)
Biological process (GO): intracellular transport
Cellular component (GO): AP-1 adaptor complex; trans-Golgi network membrane
Molecular function (GO): clathrin binding
Source: RefSeq, a predicted model, not a curated record
GGGGGGCACGGCGGGGGGCACGGCCGCUCCGUCCGGACCCCCGGACCCCCGUCCUCUGACACGCCGAGCUGCCAGAAAACUGACCUGGGAAGGAUCAUCGAUGACAGUGAGGCAGUGACCGAAGGAUAGACUCCCCACGGCCCAGUGGACGUUUGAAUCUUUCUUUUUCCCAGCCCCACUCAGCCACCCUCUCAGCACCUCCAAAGCAGUUCCAUGCUCUUCCGGGAGCCCCCAAAAUGCAGGAAUAUUGGGUGGAAAACUUCGGCCGAUUGAACAUUUCCGACUGGCUGUCCCUAGACGACCUCACCUAUCAAAUAGGGAAGGUGACCCUCUGUGAAACCGACAAGGGCCACGGCGAACUGAACGCUGGAAAAACCCCAGAAAAGGUGUCCGCGGAAGACAUUCAGCCCGGCCCAAUGGAGGGGGAUGGCGAAGCCAGGGCGUCUGUGGUCCCCGUGGGGUUUCCUGACAAAAACUGCCCUGGUACCAUGGAGCCCAACUCCUGGGGGGACUUCGAAGGGUUCAGUGAGGCCUCGGACGAGGCGGAAAGUUUCGCCUUAGAGGCCGGGGCGCGGUCUGAUCGUUGGCCUCCGGAAGAGAGACCCCCCUCGAUGGAAGAACAUUUGGGGGUUGCUCUGGGCUCCCGUCUCUCUAACAGGAAUAUCCGGAGUAUGAUGGGAGCUGCCUCCAUUUCCUCCCUGGAGACCCAACUCAGCUGUGAGACCAUUUUUAAGUUUGCCUUUCGGGACAUCCUGGCACAACAGCUCACUGAGGACAUCUGCACCUUAGAUCAGUUUCUAGAAGCAAGGAGUGAAGAAAACGCAGCUUCUGAACCCGUGAAGAGACCGUUCUGCUCAAACUCCCGAAAACUUUGGAGAACUCUUCGGGACGCCAAUAGCGCACCCACUUCAAGAUACCUCUGGACUAAAUCCCACUGUCUGGACAACUUCUUACUUGUUCUUGGAAUUGACUCGACACAAAAAGACCCUUCAGGAAACCAUCACCUCACUUCGGAAGGUGCAAACCGGAAGGAAAUCGAGGAACUGAUGGACGUUAAUGGCUUCAAUAUUCAUAACUGUAAGGCUCUCAUUCAAACCAAGCUUUCUGUAUCCCCAAGUCCCAGGCGUGGCAAUCUCUUCGUUCACAACCUCUUUCUGAAGAAGACUCCUUCUCAUGGAACUCUGCAAUACAUAACAAUCCCAAGAAAGAGGAGACUUUUCACUACCCGCAGUCUCAAAAUGAAGAUUUUUAAGAGUGACGUUUGCUAAAGCAAGAGUGCUUUUUCUUAUUGAACCUUGAUAAUUUUGCUACUGGUUUGGUAUUGAACACUAGCGAAGCCGUUCGGGGAUGCGAAUCCGAAGGGGAAGGUGUAAAUAGUUUCCGAUUUAAAAGCCAAUGACUUUUCUCACUGGGGCCAGGGCUGAGUAAGGACAGCACAAAACCCUGGCUCUCUGUCUGUUUCUCGGCAAGUCUCGAGUCCCGGGUUUUCGUCUGCUAUUUUCGGCCCAAAGGCUGGCAGCUGCAACUAUAUGAGGAAUGUAGAUGGCCUCGCCUUCUCCUUUCUGGUGGCCCCACCCUGGUCGCCCAACGCCAGGCCGUCUGUUUGGCCCGGUGGUCUGGUUGCUGGGCCCUCUGGCCAUCUGUUGCACCAUUAAAGAGGCUAUCGAGCCCCCCACCAGCCCACGGGGAGACCCCAGACUUGAUCCAGACCCGCCCCGGAGCUCCUAGACCUGGUUGAAAACCAGGAGUUAUCCACACUUCUCCAAUCUCCUGUUGAUUGUUAAUGAGACUAAAGCUCAGUGACAGGGUUUCGGCCCCCGGCCCUGAAAGAGUCCCUGGUAACAUGGAUGUUCCGAGCAUCAGUUUCCUGUCGUAGGAUGAGGGUCUCACCUCUCUGCCCCCUCCCCACCCUUAGAAAACUCGGGGUCCAGUGUAAGCAUUGUGGCACUGAUUUUUUAAAGCACCAAAAGAAAACUUUUUGCACCCGUUUAGAACGUAUUUCAAAACUCCUGGGAUACAGCUAGAUGGAGGGAUGUUUUCAAGUGAAUAUCCUCCAACGUUUUAAUCGUAAUUUAACUUUUAUUCUCCCCCACCCCCACUGAUAUUUUUAAGUAGAUUUUUGGAGCUAUCUGUGUUAUUUUAUCUAAUAUUAAAAUCACUUCUGUGAGUUGCGCAUUGCCGACCUCGGAGUAAUGUCACCGUUUUAUUAAUCUGUAAGUAGCUUUUCUUUUAGAGCGGUUCUGAUUACCCAGUUAGUUGCCGAAGUUUGGUCCGUGGUAAAUCAUCCGUCCGAGGGCUCUGUGAGUGACAGCUCCCUGUUCGUUUCAGCCACAGAAAUUCACAUUGGAAAAGGCCAAGAGCCUGAAAUCUGCACUGACUUUUUGGUAACCUUUAACUUAAUAAAAUAUUCUC